Ectocarpus sp. CCAP 1310/34 is the source of this 2836-nucleotide messenger RNA. The record is from the annotation of a GenBank genome assembly. Lineage: Eukaryota; Phaeophyceae; Ectocarpales; Ectocarpaceae.
AUGAAAGAGUUCAACAACAAGCCACCAGUGCCAGGAGUCAAACUCAUCGGAUACGUCGACGACCUCCAAGCACAUCUUCCACCAGGUUUGGCUAGGAACAUGCAGGCCAUAUCCACUGUAACGAAUUGGAUUCAGGAACGUCUCUCCCAAAAAGGGAUUGAGCUCAGUCUCCCGAAAUCCAAAGUGCUUUUCCCGGAAGGUCUUUGCAUGUCCUCUUUGACAAACGACGAACAGCAACAAUUGACGAAAAUUGGUCUGUCAGUUGCUGAAGGUGGCAUGCCAGUUGUCGGGAUCCCAGCAGGAACAGAGGAGUUCCAGAGGAAUUUCGUUUCCAAAAUCGCCCGUGGUGACCCGGCGGAAUUGAUACUCCGCCUAGCAACGCUUGACGACCCUCAAGCCAGCUAUCAACUGCUGCGUUUAUCUGGUGUGCCACGUUUGUUCCAUCUGCUGAGGACGAUUGCACCGUCUAUCACCAACUCUGCCGCAAAAAUACAUGACAACAUGAUGAUGUGGGCAAUGAGUAAGAUCGUCCUUGGCAAGAUGGCCGACAGCAUGAGAAUACCAACGGUCAAAGAGGUACGCGCAGACCCGACGAAGAGCGAGGAGGUAGAUUUCUUCAAAGGGACAGCUCGGGCGCAAGUGCACCUACCCAUGCGAGAAGGAGGACUAGGAAUCACGAGCAAUGUUCUCAUUCGAGAAUCGGCUUUUGUGGCAGGGCAAGCGCUGGUGUUCUCCAAGUCAGUGCAAGCAUCGACAGGAUACACAGUUGAGCAAUGUCUACCCCGGCUUGCCCAGCUACCGACGGGAUUGGCUCUGAUUGACUCACUCAAGAAGCUAGAGGAGAUCAUCACAAAGCCAAGCUUGAAAAAGCUGUUGGGCAGUCAUGGGCUAAACUUUCCACAAGUGAUGAGUUAACCCCCGCCCUCAAAGGAGUUUACUUGUUGGAAGCAGGGAAGGCGGGAAAACCCCGUGAAGAUGGAAACCCUGACGUAGAACAUCAACCACCGUCUACCUUCAGCCGAAAUGAAUUUGGUCAACACUACCAAGUCUUUGGAGCCCAAGCUCUCCUUUCGAAACCUCUUCAUGCAGCAGUGCGNCAGACUUGCAGAAGAUAGCAGGCGAGGAAAUGUCAAAGAAGAGAGCGUUGAUCCGCUUGGAGGAAGCGAAAGGCGAGGGGGUUUUGUCAUGGUUGACAACGCAAGGGCUGUCAGCAGAUGAAAGAAUGCUGCCUGACCUAUAUCGAGAGUCAAUCGGUCGUGUACUGGGGAGUCACGAUCGAGCAGACUGCAACACAGGCAAACUUUGUGGUGCAGGUGCAUUGUUACCAUGCAAGGACCGCUUGAGCCGAGCCCACUCCCUCGUCUGCACCAAGACCGGCGCCUCAACCUUCCCCCCCCACAGGAUGGUUCGCGUAAUCCUCAAGACACUGCGCGAGUGCCAUAUGCCCAUCGCCGUUGAGGANUGGAAGGAUUCUUCCCCUUUUACCACAGGCACUGGUAGGGGAAAGGGGCUAUACAAGAUGGAUUUGGUAAUCCCCCCAGGAUUACACGCAGGAGAGAAGGAAGAGGACCUCUGCACCAAGUCCAUUCUGAUCGACGUAACAAUCGUCAACCCAUCAGCAGGUCGAAGCAUCGACAAGUCGAUCCUUAAGCCAGGAUCAGCCCUCGAAGAUCGAGCUGCAAGUAUGGUAAAUCACUAUGCGGGAACUUUCAACCCGUCUAGAUCUACCCUCCUUACUGCUGCUUUUUCAACAGAUGGUGGUCUUGGCAAAGGCACCAAUCGACUCAUCGUUGCUAUCGCCAACCACUUGGCGCACGAAGCUUUUUGCCGGGGGAAUUUUGACGACGAAAGAGCGUUAGUCCGCCUGAAAGUUUUCAUACUUACAGGAUUCGGAGACGGUUUACCUUCGAGCUAGCUCGUUUUCUGUCCAUGCGAACUCGCGAUGUAUUCAAACGUCAUGGGCUACUGAUCGACCAACUUGCACCAGGGCCAAUCGUUUGGGAUCUCUGCGACAACGAUAGAAAAGAGAAUAAUACUUUUGGGAGUGACGGAGACGAAGGAAAGGGAAAGGGAAGAAAGGAGAACGAAGACGACGAUGGAAGAGAAAAACAUGGAGUGGAAGAGAGCAAAGGGGUUGAGCCAGAUGACCUUCCCCAAAAGAAAAAACGCAGGACUAGGGAAGAACUGCCCCGAGAUGCUUGUUAAAAUGAGGAUCAGAAUGAUGGUGGCGACGAGCACAAGGAGGAUACUGGUGAAAGUACUCCAAAACGAACUCGAGUACAAGGUAGUAGCCUCGGUAGACACGUGCAGUUUUUUUCUGUUGAUGCUGUUUCUGUCUUUGAUCCGAAGGAUAGUUUAGCCUCCCUCAUACCUGCCCCCUCACGGGGUCCCAGUUCAUGGCAGAUGAACGUGUGUUGUGUUUUCAACCGCACCGAGACUGACGUCUUUUCAUUGGUCAGCCGGUUAGCGCGGUCGAUGCUAAUAAUAAAAACACACAACACACAAUUAAAUGACAUCAGUGCCAGCGGGUAAAAAUCAAGGUUCCUGUAAGGGGGCCAAAAUUCGAACAAUGCGCAAUGCGCUAGAUGCGAAUGCCAGUACGACUCUCUACAUAUUUUUUCACUCAGACACACAUCUCAGCUACACAAAUGCCCUCGCUUGAAUCUAGUAAGCCACUGAUGGAAAGAGCGGAGGACAGCAGAAGGGUUAAUUCAAGCUCAGCCGAAGCCAGGAUAUCGUGGUAUGCUGCAUCUCCCAAUUUGAUAAUCGUACACUCCCAAGAUCCAACAGUCAUCGUGGCAGCAGCUAGGUGACUCAAACAAAAUAAUAACACAUA